GGUGGAUGUCGCUGAAUGUAUCGUUUCUCGUUGGCGUUGUCGUGUUGAUUGAGUACGGUCAAGGAGUGCAAUCUUCGUUUGACGCCCACUCAAGCACCGAGUACGGUGUCGAUGGCAAGAGUACUGUUUACGCUGGCUACACAAGUCCGUUCAUGGCGUCCUUUGUCCUUGACCUGCGUGGGGUCAUUUGGUUGUGCUGUCGGGUUUGUUCUGGUACGUGGUAUUUGUGUUGGUACUAGCUGCCACAUUCAGCGUUGACACGACGCGUGUGACCAAGAUGGCGGUGUGGUCCACCCUGCCCAACGUAAGCCAUCACGUGGUGCACGCAUUGGUCGUCCAAGCGAUCGCAAGCGUUCCUUAUAGCAUUCUGGACAACGAGUAGCUCGUCGUCUGCCCUCCUUCGAAGUCCGUAUUACGUCUUGCGGAUCCCCCUCCCCGACCGUAUUCGAUGUGUCCUUGUCAGUUGGGUGGUUAUGUGUGUGUUACGUUGUGUCCAAGCAUGCCCUGUCCAUCCGUUUCCCAUGGAUGCUUGUGGUUGGCCCUGCCCUUGUUGAUUGACUAGUUUAUCGAGUAUUUCACGGGCACAUGGGGGUUAUUUGUCUGCUUUAGCGCGCACGCCCUGGACGAUAUCAGCGCGAAAUCGAUCAAACCGUCUCGGGCGUCGCAUUUCGCUAGUUUAUUUAUGCCGCCUUGACCUUGGUGGGGUGUUAACUCGGCCAAAGCUGGCGUUGUGGUUUCUUGCCAAGCACAACAAAGUUGGGGCCCCCUUCGAGCCCAACUCGACAGUGUUGUUUCCAUUUGAAGGUUCACGGACUGAAUGGCGACGUUGAGAAGAUCAUGCUGCCGUCUGGCCCCUCCGGCAAGGCCUUUGCAUCGCCAGAGUGCGUGUGGAACUUGGGGUUUGUGCUUGUGGACGGCGUGUUCCUCUUUCACUUUACUCACGUACCCAAGCUCGCAGUGAAUCUCGCCGUUCAAACCGAAUACUCUUACACGUACCGGUACGAAUACGCCAUGACAAGGCCAAACGAAGUCAAUUCACAUCUGAUGCACUACCUCCGCGAAGACAUCAAGUCCAUAGGUGCCCUUAAUCGACUGUCCCUCGUCGCUGUGCGUCAGCUGUCAUCCACAGAAGGCACGCAGCAACGCGUGAAGAUGUAUGAGGCCGUGACCAGGAAGCUCAUGCGUGAUACGAGCGUCGUCUAACAAGACCACCAAGGUCAAGCCAUACAGUAAAUUUAAUAAAGUGGGGUAGGACAUCACCGAAAAUGCCA
Aphanomyces astaci is the source of this 1271-nucleotide messenger RNA. RefSeq lists its product as hypothetical. Lineage: Eukaryota; Oomycota; Saprolegniomycetes; Saprolegniales; Verrucalvaceae. The record is from RefSeq and is a predicted model, not a curated record. The coding region runs from base 838 to 1203 and encodes 121 amino acids. The transcript is spliced from 2 exons.